CUGGGGCGUGUCGGGGAGGUUCCGCUGUGGAGGCGUGGAUGUGGAGGUGGCUCUGGGAUAUCCUUUCGGCUGUGGUUUGACUGGGCUGAGGGAAACCCUACCCGAGACCUUUCUGGGCCCUGCGUCUUGCCUUCGUGCUGAGGAGGCCUCGUUCUUGAAAUCGGGCCUGACCCGGAGAAGCCCCAGUUGGCAAGAGGGGCCCUCAGUUGAGGAACUGCUUCCAUCAGAUUGGCCUGUGGACAUGUGUUGUGGGCAUUUUCUCAACUGCUAAUUGACCCAGGAGGACCCAUGUCAUUGUGGAUGGUACCAUCCCCAGGUAAUUGGUACUUGAUUCUACAGGUCAGGAAGAAUUAGUUUUUCAUGAAGAUUGAUUAACUCUACUGGAUAUGCUGCUGUUUUUUGCCUUGGGACUGCUCGUACAUUUUGUGUUCUUUGCCUCUAUCUUUGACAUUUAUUUUACGUCUCCAUUGGUUCAUGGAAUGACACCUCAAUUCACACCAUUGCCUCCUCCAGCAAAAAGACUUGUAUUAUUUGUUGCUGAUGGCCUAAGAGCAGAUGCACUUUAUGAAUUAGAUGAAGAUGGAAAGUCUAGAGCACCAUUUAUUAGAGAUGUCAUAAUGCAUGAAGGCAGCUGGGGAAUAUCUCAUACACGUGUGCCAACAGAAUCUCGGCCUGGUCAUGUAGCCCUGAUCGCCGGGUUUUAUGAAGAUGUCAGUGCAGUUGCCAAAGGAUGGAAGGAAAAUCCUGUAGAGUUUGACUCUCUUUUUAAUGAAAGCAAGUACACAUGGAGCUGGGGAAGCCCAGAUAUCUUGCCUAUGUUUGCCAAAGGUGCUAGUGGUGACCAUGUUUAUACAUAUAGUUAUGAUGCUGAAAAAGAGGAUUUUGGUGCCCAUGAUGCUACAAAACUGGAUACCUGGGUCUUUGAUAAAGUUCAGGACUUCUUUCAUUCUGCCAGAAACAACCAGUCUUUGUUCUCUAAAGUAAAUGAAGAAAAGGUUGUUUUUUUCUUACAUUUAUUAGGAAUAGAUACAAAUGGCCAUGCUCACCGACCAUCAUCAAGGGAAUAUAAGGACAAUAUUAAAAAAGUUGAUGGUGGAGUGAAAGAAAUCGUGUCAACAUUUAAGCAUUUUUAUGGAGAUGAUGGGAAAACAGCAUUUAUCUUUACUUCUGACCAUGGAAUGACAGACUGGGGUUCCCAUGGGGCUGGUCACCCUUCAGAGACUUUAACUCCUUUAGUUGCUUGGGGAGCUGGAAUCAAAUAUCCACAAAAAGUAUCAGCUCAGCAAUUUGAUGACGAGUUUUUGAAAGAAUGGAAAUUGGAAAACUGGAAGAGACAAGAUGUUAAUCAGGCUGAUAUUGCACCCUUGAUGGCUUCCCUUAUUGGUGUUCCCUUUCCUCUUAAUUCAGUGGGAACCCUUCCUGUGAAUUACCUUAACAACACUGAUCUUUUCAAAGCAGAGAGCAUGUUUACCAAUGCUGUACAGAUUCUUGAACAGUUCAAGGUAAAAAUGACUCAGAAAAAAGAAGUUACUUUACCGUUUUUGUUUACACCAUUUAAGUUGCUCUCUCAUUCCAAACAGCUGGACAUUUUAAGAAGAGCAAGAUCUUACAUAAAGCAAGAAAAAUUUGUUGAAGUAGUCUCCCUUUGUGAGGAGCUGAUUGAGCUUGCAUUGAAGGGAUUGUCCUAUUACCACACUUAUGACAGAUUCUUCUUGGGUAUCAAUGUUGCUGUUGGUUUUGUGGGAUGGACAUCUUAUGCUUCUUUGUUGAUCAUCAAGUCUCAUUCUAAUCUUACAAGAGGUGCGAGUAAAGAAGUUAAGAAGCCACACCAUCUCCUGCCAUGUAGCUUUGCAGCUAUCAGUGUUUUAGUAUCAUGCUUCCUGCUGAUUCAAGCCUGUCCCUGGACUUAUUAUGUGUAUUGUUUGCUGCCAGUGCCAAUAUGGUAUGCAGUUCUAAGAGAAUUUCAAGUUAUUCAAGACCUUGUCAAAUCACUGUCAGCUUUUCCUCUGAGCCAUUUUGUUGGCUAUGUGCUUAUAUUUACUUUGGGAAUUGAACUAUUAGUUCUCAGUUUCUUCUACCGCUACAUGCUGACAGCUGGACUGAUUGCAUUUGCGGCUUGGCCGUUUCUCACUCAGCUGUGGACCCGAGCAAAGAUCACGUCCUUGAGUUGGACUUUCUUCUCAUUGCUUCUGGCAGUGUUCCCACUGAUGCCUGUUGUGGGUCGGGAGCCAGAUCUCUCGCUAGUAAUGGGUGCUGGCUUGCUGGUACUCCUGCUCUCCCUGGUUGUUGUAACAACUCUCAUAAAAAGAAAAAUUACUUUCAUAAAGGAAGAGCUACUGGUACAUCUGUUACAGAUGCUGAGUACAGUGCUUUCCAUGUAUGUUGUUUACAGCACCCACAACAGCCUACUUAAGAAACAAGGACUGCCGCUUAUAAAUCAAAUUGUGAGCUGGGCAACAUUAGCCUCUUCCUUGGUUGUACCGCUGCUGAGUUCCACCAUUCUCUUCCAGCGACUGUUCAGUAUACUUCUUUCCUUGAUGUCGACCUAUUUGCUCCUAAGCACAGGGUAUGAAGCUCUCUUUCCUUUGGUGUUGUCAUGCUUGAUGUUCAUCUGGAUAUACAUGGAGCAAGAAACCCUACAACAGUCUGGUGUUUCCUGUAAGCAGAAGCUCACCAGUAUCCAGUUCUCCUGCAAUACUGACAUAGCUCAAUUUCGACAGCUCUAUCUGGAUGACAUCCGUAGGGCAUUUUUCCUUGUUUUCUUCUUAGUGACAGCAUUUUUUGGAACUGGAAAUAUAGCUUCUAUUAACAGUUUUGACCUUGCUUCUGUGUAUUGCUUUCUGACGGUGUUUAGUCCUUUCAUGAUGGGAGCUCUGAUGAUGUGGAAGAUCUUAAUUCCUUUUGUUCUUGUGAUGUGUGCUUUUGAAGCAGUUCAGAUAACUACACAGUUGUCAUCAAAGGGCCUUUUCCUCAUUGUUCUCGUCAUAUCAGACGUCAUGGCUUUGCAUCAGCCACUACGUGAUUGUCAUGUCCAUGACCAUCUUUCUGGUGUUUCUCAAUGGCCUGGCACAGCUGCUCACAACAAAGAAACUCAGACUGUAUGGCAAACUCAAAAGUCAUUUCAUGUGAUGUUGGUGAAGUCAUCAGCCAGCACCUAUAUCUGGUUUUGUUUUCUAAAGAAAAGUCCCACCAGGGAUUCCAGAGGAUGGAUUCUGGACCAGCAAGAUGGCUCAGACGGUAAAAGGCUUGUCGUGCAAGAUUGACAACCUGAGUUCAAUUCCCGGAACCUGUGGUGAAAGAAGACAAUGGAAAAUGGAAUGUUGUCCUCUGACCUUCACAUGCACAAUGUGGUACAAGUUCCUACACAUCAUAUACACAUGCAAUAAUAAUAAAGGUUUUGGAAAGUGGAUAUUAAUAUGCAGUAUA
Nannospalax galili (Upper Galilee mountains blind mole rat) is the source of this 3426-nucleotide messenger RNA. RefSeq names its product phosphatidylinositol glycan anchor biosynthesis class N (gene Pign). The transcript is spliced from 30 exons. Gene Ontology annotation, cellular component: endoplasmic reticulum membrane. The record is from RefSeq and is a predicted model, not a curated record. Gene Ontology annotation, molecular function: mannose-ethanolamine phosphotransferase activity. Bases 387 to 3263 code for a protein of 958 amino acids. NCBI's taxonomy places the organism in Eukaryota, Metazoa, Chordata, Mammalia, Rodentia, Spalacidae. Gene Ontology annotation, biological process: GPI anchor biosynthetic process.